AUGACUCUGGUGAGCUUCUCAUCCUGGUCUCCCAAGAAUACCAAGCCUCAGCCAAGCCCUGCGUCAACCACUAAGAAAUCCCAAUUGAGACCGAGCCCGCCACGCCGCGUCACACUUGCUGCCCAGUCCCCAAUGACGUGCGAACGACCCAGGCCCCCCCCCAAGAACCCCGACUCCCAGCUCUCCAACACCGUACGGCACCGUUCUGUACGGUUUAUCUUGUCCAAUCAGCACACACCUCACCCCCUUGGGAAAACUGGGACCGGCGCUCCUCCACCGGGGUCGCACGGCCAAGCCCGGUGGUUGUUAGUGAAAUUUGGGGUGGUUUCUCAACAACAACAACCAAGGUUUCGCCUCAAAGCCAAGAACCUCGCUCUCAGUUCAGACCCCGCCUUUAAGGAAGCAGAGAAGGAAAAAAUGGAAACGUCUUGGCGAUGUGGAGUUUACUGGAGUAUCAGCGAUGGUGACUUGAGCCAAGACUUUGAGAACACGAGAUAA
Molecule: messenger RNA, 498 nt
Organism: Fusarium venenatum
Lineage: Eukaryota; Fungi; Ascomycota; Sordariomycetes; Hypocreales; Nectriaceae
Source: RefSeq, a predicted model, not a curated record